Brettanomyces bruxellensis is the source of this 1647-nucleotide messenger RNA. RefSeq lists its product as uncharacterized. The coding region runs from base 1 to 1647 and encodes 548 amino acids. The transcript has a single exon. The record is from RefSeq and is a predicted model, not a curated record. Lineage: Eukaryota; Fungi; Ascomycota; Pichiomycetes; Pichiales; Pichiaceae.
AUGGGCUACAAAAAACGAAGAGCACACGCAUCGGCAUCCAGGACCGGCUCGCAGUCCGGAUCUACGAUCGAGGACCAAUCUUUUGAUGCGGAUACCAGCGAUUUCAGCGUUCCUUCCGUCAGCCAAUUGGAUUCAGAGGCUCCAGACAUACAGCAGAAGAUACAGCAAAAUGUUCAUGAUGUGAAGAUUCUCAGGUCGCCGACGUUUGGAGCACUCAGCAGGGAAGAGAGCAGGAACAAUUCUGUGAUUGGCUCGAUUAUCGACGAGGAACUUGGAAGUGUGAGUGGUGCGAAUUCUGGAGAAAGCAGAUCGGCAAGUGUGAUCACAAACGAUGGGGUGAGAAUUUACGAUGUGCAAGACAUGAUCGAUGCCCUCGACCGGCCCCGCAACAAGAUCAACACGGAGUCCCGGCUGUUCUUGCUUGGCGAGGGCUACAAGAUGCUCAUCCGGCAUCCGGACACCGUGGAAGUCAACGAGCAAGAUAUGGACUCGUUAAUAGGCUUUAUUCGGGCAGCCAAGUCGGACAGCGAGUCCUUGUUGGCGAUUCGGUUUGCAUGUGCAUACGCGGCGACCGACUCGGAUGAGGUCGGCACCCAGGUGAUGGACGAGCUUGUGCCGAUUCUCUACCGAGUGGUUUUUGACUUCAACCAGUCGAAUUUGUUGAGGUCCUCGUGCAUUAUUGCCUACUUCAGCCUGCUCUUGGUCAUCUUUGAUGGCUCCGACUGCUAUAGUAUCUCCGAUAGUGCCAACGACUUUUUGGAGCUGAUCGAGCCCUACGAGAGUUCUCCACCUGCAACUUCUACAGACGACGAAUCUAAGUACGCCUGGGAUUUGGUGGCCAAUUCCAUCAAUGGGAUCGGAAUCGUCUUGAGUCUCCUCUACAAAGGCGGGAAGAACGAUGUCAAUGAUCUGAUCCAGGACUUCUUGCCCCGGAUCAUUCCAUUUUUGGGCGAUGAGUUCCCAAAAGCCGUCCACAAGGCCGCAUGCAUCCUCGUUGGCCUCAUGUACGAGAUAUACGACUUCAAAUCGGCUGGAGAUGCCGGUGGGGAGCCGAGUGAUGGGCAAAACAUCGGCGAAAACAUGGAUGAUGGCCCGUACUAUGAUAUUUCUGAGAUCGAGGAGAGCAUAAACCAGCUAGUGCGAGAUUCCAACAAGAAAGUGGGCAAAAGAAGCAAGAAGGAGGUUCGCUCGAUAUACAGAGAGGUGUUGAGCACGGUGAUUGGUGCACAGGAGAAGGCGGCAAGGGAAAAGCAGGGCCUUGCGGAAAGUUCAGACAGUGAGGAAAACGAGAAAAACAGGCUCGAUAGAAAAACUGCCGUGAUAUCCAAGUUUGCCAUCAGUAAGACUAAGCAGCUUCCCAUACGGUCGUGGUUUGCGUUUUUGAGGCUGAUCCACCUCAAGUAUCUUUUUGACACCGAGUUGAGUCGGCAUUUGCUCGGCUCCAGGGAGGUUAGAGACUUCUUGGUUGGGCCGCAGGACCGUGUUGGCUUUGCUGGGCAUGCUGAUGAUGAUGAUGACCAGCACAAGUCGUCUGGAAGAAAUUGGAGAAACAGAGAUGUGAAACUGAACGGAAUAAAGAAGGAGCAGCAGAUACAGAGGGCAAGGGAUGAUAAGCUGAGAGAGAAGAUGGACGACUUGAAUAUCUGA